GGCGUACCAUGAUCUAAACAAGCGGCAUUUGUGAUAAUGACACGAGCAAUCGACUCCAAUGAUGACUGCUGUUGUAAGGACAAGAAAUGUGAGGAGGAGGAGCUUCCAGCGCCCCCUAGGGGCAGUGGCCCUCCCGAUGGAGGAUGGGGGUGGAUGGUUGUCCUUGCCUCUCUGCUGUGCAACAUCAUCGUUGACGGCAUCUGCUUCACCAUCGCCACCUUUGAACAUCAGCUGAUGGAACAGUUCAAUUGUAACCAUGCCCAGGCAGCCCUUAUACCCUCCCUGUUGGCAGGGUGCUACCUCACUGUGGGUCCUCUGGUUAGCGCCCUGGCCUCUAAAUAUGGCUGUCGGAAGGUCACCAUCAUGGGCAGCCUCAUCGCAACAUCUGCCUUCCUCCUCAGCACCCAGGCAAGCAGCAUCCAGAUGAUGAUCGUAACACUCGGAAUCAUGGGAGGUAUUGGGUUCGGCAUGAUCUACCUUCCCGCGAUAGUGACCGUAGGAUUCUGGUUCGAUAAGAAGCGUGCAUUUGCAACAGGCAUCGCAGUGUGUGGAUCUGGCGUCGGGACGUCCAUCUUUGCUCCGUUUGUCAACUACCUGGUGGAGGAGUACCGAUGGCAGGGGGGGCUGACAAUCCUCGCCGGGGUCGUCCUGAACUGUGUUGUGUGCGGGGCGCUCUUCCGGCCCCUUGACAAAACCCCUCAGAGAGUGCCCAGACGUAUGGUUGAGAUUCAACGCGGGUCGAUCAUGAAAGCCCUGAUCGAGGAAAAGAAAAGACAGAGAACCAUCUCCAAUGGGUCCUUGGAUAACUGUAUUAUUACUAAAGACAACCGCCUCAUCAAGAUUGACCCUUCAUUCUUCGAGGCGAAGCGGAACAACUCCUUCAUCGCUCGAUUCAAGGAGUCGCUAGGUUUCAGCACCAAGAGUUUGGACAAGAGUAAGCAGAGCCUGGUGAUCCCGAGUAUUAAGAUAGACCACCAUGUGUCCAACGGCAACUGUGCAGGCUCCCAACCCAUCAGCCCGAUUUACCGACCCAGUGCCAAAAACAUGUCUCAGUCUUCCCUGUCCACCAGCAGCGACAGUGGCUGCAAUAUGACCCCCGAGUUCAUCCUCACCGCCAAGAGCUGUGACAUCAUCCCGGGGGCGAUGAGGAGGUCGUCACAAGACUCCGAUUUAAAUUCUUGUACGCAGAGCAUGAAAUCGGUGAACUGUCCGCCAAUGGGCGCCAGUGUGAUAAGCAUCCAGGUCGUGCCGACCCCACCGACCACACGGUCACGUCACCGAGCGUACAGGUCCUCGUCGUCACGCUCCAUUGCGUAUGCGAGUUCAGGGAACAUGCAUCCUUCGAGUAUUGUGUCUGGGAGUGUGAUGAGCAUACCGCAGUAUAGUGUGCAGACUAUCGAUCAGUAUGAGGAGAAGCAGUCCACGUUGAGGAAAGUCUUCUACCUUCUCAAGGAGAUGUUUGACUUCCAUUUGCUGAAGAGCCCUAUGUUUGCACUCUUAGUAUUUGCCAGUAUUCUCAGCAUGUUGGCUUUCUUUAUCCCGUUCUUCUUCCUGAAGGACAAGGCCGAGAAGGAGAACAUUAGUAAAACAGAGGGUGCGCUGAUCUUGACCGUCAUCGGCAUCACCAACACCCUCGGACGCAUCAUCAGCGGCUGGAUUGCGGACCGACCAUGGGCGGACCCGCUCCAUCUCAACAACAUCGCACUCGUCAUCGCAGGGAUUGCAACGCUGAUGGUACCGCUCUGCCACUCCUACGUUUCCCUGGCCAUCUAUGGCACCACCUUCGGGUUGUGUGUUGCGGUGUUUGUGUCCCUGAGGUCCAUCCUCCUCGUAGACCUCCUGGGCCUUGACCAGCUCUCCAAGUCCUUUGGCAUCCUCAUGCUGUUUCAGGGCGUGGCAUCCAUGGCAGGACCUCCACUUGCAGGUACUCUUUUGGAUUCCAUGAAGAGUGUAGAUGUCUGCUUCUAUUUGGCUGGCUCGCUUCUUGCUCUCUCUGGCCUUCUGGGAAUCCCGCUACGACGCCUUAAAAAUUGGGAGUUGAACAAACAGCCUGCCCGACUUCCAGAGGAAAUGCCAAUCACGGAAACGCUACGCUUGGAGGUGGAGAGUACCAUAUAAACACUAUGCUCAAGACAGCACUUCAUGGAAGCUUGUUUCGUAUGUGUGUGAUUCUCCCACAAUGCACUGGGAAAUGAAAUGUGCUUGAUGAAGGAAAAUGUGACCGAAUAGACGAUUUGGAUUAUUUUGUUUCAUCAAGCUGUGUUUGAAGUAGUCAUGUGCUUGAUGGAUGGCCAUUUUGUUUUUUGAACCAAGUCGUUCUUGAAUGGAGAACCUAUUUGGUAAGGAUAACUUGUGGUACUAGUCUGAGACGUCCUGUACUCUGAGGUAGGCGUAUUUAUUGGUGGGACUGCAGGAACUGUGGUAGCAGAAUGUGUUUCUGUGAGGUACCGUUGACAUACACUAUUGUUUUUCAAGAACCCCUCACCAGGGAUUUUCAUUUUUCUUAUGAGACUUGUUUUCUGGAAAAUAUUAUACAAAUAUUACUCUGUAGAAAGUCAAGUUUUUUUAAUACCAUCACAUGAUCUGAAGUCAUGAAGACAUUAAAGAUCACAUGACCUCAUAGUGAUCAUGUGACCUUUUGAGCCUCAAUUUGACAUUCUGAGCCUCAGUUUGAUGCGUGGUGGACUGAAUCCCCACAUGUUGUGGUCAGUUUUAAUGUAGGCCAGUUGGGAGUGAGGAAGAGCUGGGACAAGAGGCCAAGUUGGAUGUCGGCCAUGUUGGAUGUCAGCCAUUUUGGAAAAACACUAUGUGGAGAUGCUUUUGUGAUAUAUAGUUGAAUAUUCUCACAAAAUCUGGAUGCCUAUUUAUGAAAUCUGCUUGAUUUUGAAUUAAUCAACUAUUCAUGAACUGUUGUCAUAAAUAUUGUGACACCUCACGGUGAUGUGGUGUAUGUGGUUUGAAGCCUAGCCAUCAGCAGUUCCACUGUGAGUAUCCCAACAUGCAGUGCUGGUUUGUAGUAGUGCCAGAGGAUGUGAUUGGUCACAUUUACUGCCUGUUUUGCAAGAGAGACACUGAUUGGCUAGAAUACACUAUGGAUCUCAAGAGAACUACUACUUACUCAGGAGUAUGCUGUAUAUUUACCAAGGGUUUAUAAAAAAAGAGGGAAACAAAAAAAGGACGGACAGGAGAUUCUUUUUCAACAUUGUAUUCAUUCGUCCAUGUAUCGCAGGAUAAAUCAUGGUCAAUAUUCUUCUUCAAAUAAAAUUUAUUUUAGUUUUUGAAAAUGUAAAAACACUUUUCACUUUUGUUGUGGUGACAUGUGAUGUUUUGAAGUCUUGUGAACGAACACGUUACCCAACUACCACUGUUGUUGAGAAAAGUGGUACGCGGUGGUUGUUGGCACAAAAUAGUGGAUCCCUCUUUUUACAUAUUCCCUGUUUUUUUGUAUGUGAGAGAGCGUAACUAGAUGGGCAAAAUGCUGGGAAUCUCAAUCUGUAGCAAACGAUAUUUAACUGUUUUCUCAGUGAGGCUUGCGAGGAGGGGGAAAUCAUUAACCAUGUGGAGAAUUUUGCUGAAAAUGUUUUUUGGUUUUUUUUCAUGCAUCGCAAAUAUUUAUAUGUAGUUAAAUAAGUAUUUACUAUGACAUGGAGAAUAUUUCGUAAUAUUAUUUUUAAGUAAAACCCCUCAGUUCGGACCCUCACUGAACUACAAAUAAAAGGCUACAUUCUGAGAAAUGUGAGUUUUUCAAUUGUCAUGGCAACUGCAUAAAAUUAUUCUUAUGUUGAAAUUUCACAGUUUUAAUUGAUUUUAUGCAGAAUGUUGGAAAUGAAACAUUUGAUGUGAAAUUGUUAGUUCUGAAGACUCUUUAACCUGCCUUGUUAUGUCAAUGCCUUGUACUGAAGGUCGGAAUCGUCCCUCAAUCAACCAUCAUGAUGUUGUUAGAGGAUAAUUUACAUGUGCUUAGCGUGUAUUUGGGGAAAAUGUUUCAACAUUUCUGAAGAUAUUGGCAGGAAUACAAUUCACAAAUAAAUCAACAUUUCUCAUUUAAUCCAUUUUUUUAUGCAAAUGUUUUUGGCUUUGCUUUUGGAAGGAGAUUUUUUGCCUCUGUUAAAAGCAAAUAAUAUUUUCGAGGCACAAAACAAUUUAAUAAUACAAAUUAUGAUUGCAUCAAGUGUUGAGACCCUUUGAUAUGGCAUCCGUUGAUGUUGUGCCUGACACUGCCGAAUAUCUUCAAAAUGAGGCUGUUCAACACUACCUGUCUUGCUCUGCUCUGCUGGUAGACUUGGUUUAAGUGCUAUUUGUGAUAAUUCUAUUGGGGGCUGUGUCAAAAGCAUUUUUUCAAUUUUGACACAGCUCCUCUAAGUCUUGUGCUAUUUCAUUGUUUUAGUAUUCUUUUGAUAUAUAUAUAUAUAUAUCUAUAACACUGUGAGCUUGGGUUGAGAAUGUAGCCAGAAUGAGUUUAUCAGUGUACUGGUGAUACUAGUAGCAGUGCUCCCAUUAUAACCUCUAUAUUUCUUGUUACAUAUUGAAAUAUUUUGUUUUUAUUGGAUUAAAAUAAAUUAGUCGCAUUUGUAGGUAUUUGUUUGAAAGGUUAAAAAAUGGGCUUUCCAAUGAAUACACUACUACAAGAAGUCUUGGUUAUAUUUUUAAUUAUGAAAAUGAAAUGACAGCUUUGGACUUAUAAACAAGGCUGGCUGGACACCUACUGUUGAGCUAAAGCAUGUCCGGAGGACUGAUGCUGAGGUAAAGAAACCUACAGGGACAGCACUUUUACAAACCAUUGAUCCCAAGAAUUUUUUUUUUUUUUUUUUUUUUAAUAAUUGUUAUUUUGAUUACCCAUUGUUUUUAGGCCAUCUGUAGCAGUUAAUUGUUUUAAUAUGUAUUCAGUUAUAACACAGGGAAAUAAGUUGGUCAUCAUCAUAAUAACUGUCAGACGAAUUGGCUGGAGGAAAACAAGAUUGUUGAUAUCACUGUCCCGUGAUUUGAAAUGUGUUUCUUCCCAACAUAUUGUUGUUUCAUCUGAGAAACAGAUCGGAGGAGGUAUAUAUAGCGGAAAGAUAUUCCUGACGGAGCCAUGUACAUCCUGCUUGUUGUGUUUGAUAAUAAAUGAACUGUUUGUCAAUCUCAUUAAAAUCAGAUCUUCGUUCUCGCUACCGCUAAACAAAGAUCUCAGAACAUCCCAUUACGGGUCACGUCAGAACGACCUUUCGCAAACUUUGACCGACCAAUGAAAUGACUGACAAGAAAUCGACAUUAGUCAAUCAUAAGGCAGCUUUCUCAAGCUUUACAACACUAGUUUCAAACUGGCGACUACGAUUCGAAACAUAUUUUGACGUAUUCUCGAUUAAAAAUGUUAAAACUGAUAAAAAGAACAUUCUGGAAUGGCUUAUAGAUGGCCUAGUUUGUAUGGGUAUAAUCAUAAAACACGUAAAUGCCCCUCGAAAUACCCCGGAAUUCAAGGUUGCAUGAUUAAAAAACACAUUCCAAAUGUCGCUUUCAUGAUCUGGUAAGCGACGCUCUGAUUGGUUGGAUGAAAGGUCGUUCUGACGUGACCCGUAAUGGGAUGUCCUCAGAUCUUUGUUUAGCAAUAGCGAGAACUAAGAUCUGAUUUUAAUGAGAUUGACUGUUUGUUAAUAGUGACUCUGAAAUGGCAAGAAUUUUACCUCAUAUUACUUCCAUCAAAUCAUAACAUCAGUUAUCUCCCUUAGUUGCAACAGUAGUUAUCCCCCUUAGUUGGUCUGUGUUUUAGUGGACAACGUUCGUGCCCUUGACAUUAUGCUGUAGAUAAUACAACACCUUUGAUGAUGUGGAAUAUUUUGAUUGGAUGAUCAUGAUGAUGCCACGUAGGGUAGUGUCCUUCCAUAUUUGGGCACAACAAGUGAAAUGACGUAACGUAACGCUCUCACACGUAGAUAGGUGGAUGGCCUUACGGAGGGAGUAAUUACUUGCUUUUUGGAUUCGUUUGUUUGAAAAUAAUUGUUCUUUAUAAAUAAUGGGAUGGGGAACAUUAAAUAUUAAUUACGGGUGACAAAGAUUAGAUUUCAAUAAUGAGGGAAAGACAGUUCCUGUUAUCAUUUUUCCUGACUUAACAUGUAUUUGGGGGCACGGGUGGCCCAGUCGUCUAAGGCGCCGCAAUUUGCUGUGCAGAGUUGCGUCCCUUGGGCACGUCAGAAACCUAUGAUUGUGGGUUCAAAUCCCGGUUCGCCCCGAUUAUGUUUCUAGGUUUGUCAGCACCAUACCCGUGCUCGUGGGUUUCACCAAAGUGGUAAACGUCCGAGACCUGCAUCACUUGGGGCUUUCCUCCCACAUUAAGCUGAUACGCCGUGAUAUAACUGGAAUACUGUUAAAAGCGGCGUUAAACCCAACUCACUCACUCAUCAUGUAUUUUGCAGAGGUUUUGCAGCCAUUAAAUCAAGAAGCACUCCUGAUAUAAAGAAAUAACCAAAACUUGUAUAAAACAAGCAGUCAGUCCAAGAAACAAGCAAUUUAUUUGUCAUGGCCUGGUUGGAAGGACGCUGCUGGAAGCCUCUUGGCGACACUUCAUUGUCAUUCACAUCAAAAGUAUGAAUUAUGAUAUUAAUUAAUUGCUUAACCGCAGGACGGUGAAGUGGUUUUUUCUGUAUGUUUUUAGUGAUGUUGAUGAAAACUUUUAUUCGACACUAUUUUCCUAACUGCUAAUUAGCAAUAGUUAAAGGUGUAAGGAUCCUCUGUGCAAUUAUUUAUACGUUAGAAAGUGUUCACUGGAUGAGGGUUCCAGUGUCAAUAAGGUCGUGACUUAAUAAUGUAAUUUUAACAUUUUAACAAAAGUGGAUUUUUCAGUCAAACUUUAGUGCUAUGUUUAGGUCAUUGAUACCCGUUCAGAUUUUGUUGAUAAUAUAUAUGAUGUUUUUCUUUUUAAAAGAUUUGCAAUUUCACGAGAAUAAUUAUGAAAAAACUCUUGAAGUGAAAAAUAUAAGCACUGCGAAAGAGUGAUGAAGAGUCCUUCCUGUUUAAUAACAGCACCAGACGAAGUUUAUGCCAGGCGAAGGGCACAGACACAAAACCCAAACAAAAGCUAUAUAUGCGAUGAAGUAGUUUCAUAUAAUAUAUGGAUGUUUGUUUUUUUCGAAUGUUUGUGUCCAGUACAAAGGAAACUUAUUGUUGCCCUGCCUGGCUUUGUCGGCUUCGGCUUUGGCUUUGCUUCGAUAUGUCUGCAUUAUGCCUUAGAUUAGGUAUGUGCAUAUUCUCUCCGCAUACUCCAACGGAUGAUAGAUGAUAUUUUCCAAUGUUUAAUAUUGGCUGUUUGUGUUUCCAUUGACUUGAUACUUGUAUGUGUGUACAUUGCGGGCCAGUUUUGAGAGUCUUUUAGAGCAGGAGUUGUUAGUUUAUACGCUUGUCCUAGAUUUUUUAUAAUUGUUUUAGUUGAAUAUUUAACUUUUAGUGCUUAAUGAGGAUGCAGAUGAAUAUAAAACUGUGUAGAUGUGUCUAGUAUUUACAUGUUAUAGCAAAAAUUGUAGAUAUUUAACACUUCAAAAGGGUUGUGUGAACUGAGCUACAAGAUACGGUCUUUAGCGUUAAUUAGGCAGGCCCAGCUACGUUCAGAUGUGAGUCCCCCUUUAAGACUGGCCUACUAUGAAGGGUAAGGGCAAAUGACUCAAACAAGUGGGAGGCGGAAGCCCCUUUAUAUAUUUAUAGCAAAGCCAGGGAUGCUGUGACAUGAAGAGUAUGGAUAAGUGAAGUUAAUUGGGCAGGCCAAGCCUUUAUAUUUGUAUAGCAAGAGCAGGACUUCUGGGAGUGAAGAAGAGUAUGGAUAACCGAGGUUAAAAAGCAGGCCCAGCCUAAGUAAGAGGUAGGAGGCUUUUAUAUUUGUAUAGCAAGAGCAGGGCUUCUGGGAGUGACAAAGAGUAUGGAUAAGCGAGGUUAAAAAGCAGGCCCAGCCUAAUUCGGAGAAUCCAUGUGUACAGAAGGGAUGGAUAAGAGUGAUUAGUUCAAGUCAAUGGAAUACUACCAGCCUGUACCUGUCUGUACAGAUAUCACGUGAUGGUAUUACGUGAUGGUGUCACGUGAUGAUAACACGUGAUGAUAACCUGUGGAAUCCUGCAACUCAUAUGUUCAACAGUCCAGGGCAAUUCUGCUAGCUUACACGACCUUCACUUUAACAAUGGAGGUCAAGGCAGGUGUGUACAGAGACUGGUACAAUGUUGUUGAAUAAAAUUCAUAUUGUUUUUUUAACA
This is a messenger RNA of Haliotis rufescens (red abalone), 8213 nucleotides long. RefSeq names its product monocarboxylate transporter 9-like. The transcript has 6 exons. The record is from RefSeq and is a predicted model, not a curated record. Bases 37 to 2118 code for a protein of 693 amino acids. Gene Ontology annotation, biological process: monocarboxylic acid transport; transmembrane transport. Lineage: Eukaryota; Metazoa; Mollusca; Gastropoda; Lepetellida; Haliotidae. Gene Ontology annotation, molecular function: monocarboxylic acid transmembrane transporter activity.